This is a messenger RNA of Lates calcarifer (barramundi perch), 2567 nucleotides long. RefSeq lists its product as uncharacterized. NCBI's taxonomy places the organism in Eukaryota, Metazoa, Chordata, Actinopteri, Centropomidae. Bases 28 to 2142 code for a protein of 704 amino acids. The record is from RefSeq and is a predicted model, not a curated record. The transcript has 3 exons.
AGCUGCUCUUCACAGAACCUCACAGCUAUGUUGAAACCCUUUGGAUUUUAUUUUUGUAUUUUUGUUCAGCUGUCUUUGGCAGCAGGACUGAAUGCUGAUCAGAGUGUUCAGACGACUCCAUUCAACUCAAAUGUGGGAAACAGGGCACAUCUUCAGAUGAUUCCGCCAAGCUUUGACCCAUCACACUCUGAUCCUGGAGACACUGGAAAGUGGUCAACUGAUCCUCACAGAGACAUCAAGUUGAAACAAAUGAGUGCAGUUAAUACUCGUGUAGAUUUGUGGUUUACAGAACCUCAGAUUUUAUCAAUGUCAAAGACACAGUGUCAGAGAAUCACUCAGAACUGGAAUCCUGCUUUUCAUGCUCUGUCCUCUGGAAAUCAGACAAUACCUGCUUGUGUAAGAGGUGUUUGUCUCAUUGAUGAUGCCAUCCCAGUUUAUUUGACUCAUUCAAAUGGUUUUAGAUUCAGCCAUAAUGACAUAGUUGAGACAGAAAUUAUGUCUAAACAACAAUAUAUGACCCAUGAAAAACAUGACACUAAAUACACCCACCCACUAAUUACUAUAGUAAUUAUGGAAGAGGACCCUGCAGUGAUUGAGUCAGCCACUUACCUGUAUGAGAGGCAUUCCAGUGGAUCAUCUCUGCUGAGGUAUCAGAAUGGGGCACUGCACACUCUCAGAGGAAGCAACUCCUUUUCAACAAGAAAUCAUGAUGUCAUACUUGUUGGCCAUGGCAGCAUUGGUAACAAUGGAACAGUCCAACUGGCUGGGUAUGGCUCAGAAGAAAUUGUCAGAUUUGUGUCAACCUUGAAAAAUGAAAGCAUCUUUGGUCAUCUUGGCACCAUCAACCUUAUCAGUUGCAACCUUGGAAAUGACCCACACUUUAUGUUGCAGCUGCUACAAGUUUUCCAAUCUCUUGGUGUAGAAACAAAGCUGUACCUGUACAAUGCUGUCCUGUCCGUUAGCUCUGCUGGAGACAUAAUGACUAGAACUGAUGGAGUCUGGAGGGCCCAUGACCACAGCAGAAGAGUCAUUGCUGAACUAGACCAAAGAGGUGACCUGCUGACCAAAGUGGAAGUUGGCUGCGCAGGACCAGUGUUCCCUGAUUAUAAAGGAAAUGAUUUGUAUCUGCAGACAUUGGAGUGGCCAAGUCACCCCCAAAUGUUUGUUCCAAUGGAGCUGCGCAAAAAGUACCAGUCUAUAGACUGCCUUGAGGGACUUACUUGGAGCUUAUUCUUUGAGGAGAAUGAAAGAAGGCGUGCUCCUGAUUAUGACCCAAACCGUGAUCAAAGACAUUUGAAAGCCAUUUGGCUUACAGAACCAGCACCAAAAGAAGAAAACAUUGUCUUUAAGCAUAUUGUUAACAUUCAGGAUCUACUUGUGGAGAUACGGUACAAUGCCAGAGAAGAAGUUGCAUCAAACCUUUACUAUGUUCUUAAUGAAUGCAUUUAUAAAGUACAUGGGAAAAAUCUUAGUGUAAGUCUGGCAGGCAAGUUCAUUUCCCCUGAAAAUCAAGCUGAGAUUGAACAGUUCCGUCAGAAUUUCAAUGAGCAGCAGGGUGAGUCCUCUCUGCAGGAGCUGAGACAGGGUCUCAAAGCAUCCAAAUUCAAUGACUUCUGUCGACAGACUUUCCAGUUCCAACAGUGUAGUUACAACUGUGAGAGAUGGGGUCACUACUUCAUGGCAGCAGUGUUUUCAGCAUCUGUGCGUAACUUCAGAAUCUUCUCACUUUUUCUCAUGAGUGUCAUAGGCUGUGAAGUAGGCCGCUCACGGGGAACUGACAGCCCCCUGUGUACAGCAUUUGUUGAAGAUGACCAUCCCAUGGUUACUGAGCAACCCUGGCCUGACCGUCUGCGACGAGGAUUCUAUGGCUGCACUGUUGACAACUAUGAAAUGGCUCCACAAAACAGACAGAUUUGGUUAGAUCAAGUUGUUGCAAAAGAAAAUGCACUGUACAUCAAAUCAAAGCAGAUGAUGAAUGCUGCUGACCAUGAUGAGCAAACAGAGCUGGACAUCUUUGGGAGGGUCAAAAUCAUGAAUAAGUACGUGUUCUCAUCUUAUCUAGAAUUUUUUCGAGGUACACCUGAGGGCAAGAAACUCAAGAGAGGAUGUACUCCCUCUUUCCAUGAUAAUUUCAAUCCAUAAUGUUGGUGGAAUGUGUGAUUAAUGUAGUUUAUUUAAUUGUGUACCCAUUGCUAGUUGGCUCUAGUAUUCUUCUGCCUGAUAUAACCCAGCAAUAAAAUACUGCAUAGUCCACUUUUACUGCUUCAGCUUGCAGGGACAGAAACACAUCUAAUCAUGUUUUAAUAGCUGGAAGAAUGGAAAUGAUCUUGAUAAUGUAUUAAUUGAAAGUAAUAAGGCAUUACAGCAGUUUUUUUCUUAUUAAACCAAUAAAUGAUUAUAUGAUAACAAAUUCAGUAUUGGUUAUUCCUUUAUAUGUUUAUUACAUCAUUUUCUUAUGGUGUCACAAAGGUCAGAAUACAGAGACUUACAAAAUAUAAAUACAUAGAAAAUGCAGAAUCACAUAGGAUGAAGCAUUACUAGUAGAAACAUAAAGGGACUAUAAAGGA